This is a messenger RNA of Triplophysa dalaica, 903 nucleotides long. Its product is annotated as protein lifeguard 1-like. The transcript is spliced from 6 exons. Lineage: Eukaryota; Metazoa; Chordata; Actinopteri; Cypriniformes; Nemacheilidae. Gene Ontology annotation, cellular component: endoplasmic reticulum; Golgi apparatus; membrane. Gene Ontology annotation, biological process: negative regulation of apoptotic signaling pathway. The record is from RefSeq and is a predicted model, not a curated record. Bases 1 to 903 code for a protein of 300 amino acids.
AUGCGGGACACAGAAAGCCACAGUGCUGAACCAGAUAACCCUGUGCCCAUGCCCAUGUCCCCUCCAUAUCCUUCAGAUCCUGUCAUGAAUCCGCAACUCAUCCCUUCAGAAGCCGGUUUUACUGUACCCUAUCUGCGACCAGAGGAGACUGUUUUAGGAGAACUGAAAGAUUCAGAUAUACAUGCAGUUGAGAAAGAUGCCUCAAAUCCAAAUCAAGAAGGUGAAUUUCUGGCGCCAGGAUUUGAGGACAAAACCAUUCGGAAAGCAUUCAUCAGAAAGAUGUUCACCUUGCUAACAAUUCAGAUACUCAUCACCUUUACUGUAGUGUGUGUGUGCACCUUCUCCGACACAGUCAAGAAGAUGAUUCAGGAACAUGAAUGGGUGCACAUUAGUUCCUACAUCGUCUUCGGAGCAGUGGACGCAUUCCUUGCCACGUUCUACAAAUAUAUCCACAAGUUUCCCUUGAACCUGCUGGGACUGGUAUUGGUCACCCUGAGUCUGUCUUACAUGGUGGGGACUUUAGCUUCAUAUCUCAACAAAAAUGAAGUUGUCAUUGCUUUAGGAUCAACUCUGCUCAUCUUAUUUUCCAUCGUCAUUUUCUCUGCCCAGACAUUAGUGAAGUUCAACGUGUUUACCAGCAGUCUGUUCGUGCUGUUGGUCGAUUUACUUAUUUUUGGAUUCCUCAGCAUCUUUUACUACUCUGAUAUAAAAAAGAUUGUCUAUUCUUGCGUGGGAGCUCUUGUGUUCGCAAUGUACCUCUUGGUGGACUGUGAGCUGGUGGUCGGCAGGAAGAAAUACAAACUGAAUCCUGAACAGUACGUCUUUGCUGCUUUAAUAAUCUACCUGGAUAUCAUUCUCUUAACUUAUAAGCCUACUAGAACAAAAACCAAAGAAGGAGUUUGA